GCAAGCUAGCAGGAGGAGGAGGGCACUAGUUAAUAGCGGCAAUAAUUGUCUGGGCAUCGGGAAUCCCAUCGCCGCAGCAUUUUUCCAUCUCCUAGCGCUGAAUUCCAAGAGAUCUCGUCUCUCUCCUCCGUCCUUCUUCCUCCACCUUGCUGCCUCCAUUUGGUGCGCCGCCGGCCGAGCGAGCGGGUGGUGCAAGUUGCAGCGGAAUUGGAACACGGGGCUGCCUUUUUUCCAGAGAGAGAAGCAGCUUAUUUCUUCUUCUUCUUCUCCUUCUUCUCUCGGCUGCUUUUUGCGCUGCGGGGCCGCCGCUUUUCGGCCUCCUUUCUUCCCAUUGGAGCGUACAAAGCUGGACGGCACCAUUUAAAGGAGGAGCCGGAGGAGGAGGAGAUCGAGCCAAACCCCAAAGAGAGAGCACCACCUCCACCUCCAGCUCACGCACCAUCACUAGUGCCGCUGCACUGCACUCUCAACGCAAUUUGGAUCACGCCGCGUCUGCCUCUUGGCGGUUCCUUCCCGCCGCAGCUACCGCGAGGACCGACGGCCGGAAGAACGGAGGAAGUGUAGCGUGCAAGAUUCUCAAAUCUGGGUAGUGGGUAGACUUUGAUCUGGUUUUAUUAAAGCUUUGGAAAAUAUCAUUUAUUUUGGAUGGCAUCCAUGCUUACUUUGAUGAGUUUGUGGAGCCCUGGAUGCGAAAUUCACCGAGGCUGCGCUUAAGUGGAAAUGUAACUUGUGCUACACACCAUUUGUUUCCUCACUGAAGAAGAAAGUUUCAGGAGGUAACAAAGCCAAGUGUUCUUCUGAAACUUGGUGAUCGGUUUGUGAGGCUGAAGCGAGAGCAACAAAUUUCAUCUGGCAUGCAGAUGUCAAGAGAUCCUAACCACUACGGCGUAUUUCCGCAGUCAUUCUACGGCCAGCAUGUGGUUUCAUUUCAGACAAGUGCAAUUACCAACGGGCCAGGAGCCAUGCCGGUCUGCCUGGACACUUCCAGUGGGAUGAAUGGUAAUCUGGCGAUGUUGAACACUACAUCUUCGACGGUUGUAUCCACUGGUUCACCCAACAUGAUUUCUGAUUCUAGCCAGAGCCUCAAGUAUGGAGGACCAAUGGCUGUGGAGUGGUCAUACCCCGAGUUACAGAUGUUGAACGAUGGCCUUCAUAAGUAUGCAAGUGUACCGGGAAUCAUGAAGUAUAUCAAGAUAGCAGCUAUGUUGCCAGAGAAGACAGUAAGAGAUGUUGCCAUGAGAUGCCAGUGGAUGGCGGAAAAACAAAAUACUAGAAGGCGGAGGACUGAAGAACAUUAUGUUGGAAGGAAGAUUAAAGACAGAAAGGCUAUAUCUCAGGACAAAAUGGUGGAGUCCUCAUUGCGGACUAUGAACCGCCCUGUUCAGAUAGACCCCAGAGGUUCUUCCUUUGCAGCAGCCUCUGACAUUGACCGUGCUAUGCUAAAUGUAUUGGAAGAAAAUGCUCAACUUCUCAAUCAAAUAGAAGCAAAUAUUUUAACGUCACAGGCUCAGAACAACAUUGAUCUUUUCAACCGUACAAGAAGAAACAUCAAUGAUCUUCUUCAAAGCAUGAGCCAAAUACCUGGAAUAAUGAGCAAGAUGCCUAGGUUGCCUGUUUCAGUGGAUGAAAAGCUUGCUAGUUACCUUCUCCCUGGUGUAAAUUUGGGCCAAGUUUUUGGCAGCUACCUGAAAGAGGAGCCAAGAGGAUGGUAACUGGUAAGCCCUGCAAGAUGUCUACUCAAUUCUCAGAAAUAGAUGAAAUAUUCGGGGGAGCCAUUUACCUCGGUUUCUGCGUGGAAAAGCAAGAGGUGAAAGAAGCAUCCUUCUUUUCCUACCUGAAAUCUGGAGGAAGUAAUGGGAGCCAUACUGCGCUGGGUGCCUUCAAGUACAACGUUCAAGUGAAAAGUAUAUAUAAUAUUAGUGAUUGAAAGUAGUGAGGGUUUUCGCAAUUGCAGUUUUCCUCAUGCUGUUGCACAUAUUUGAUUCUUUUUGGUUUUAUCCAAUGGUGUCUUUGGCUCAACAGCUAGUGAUGAUCUUAACAGAGGUUUAGUACAGAGACUUGAUAUGAAUAAUUAGCAGGAAAAGCCUUUUUGCCACUUA
Molecule: messenger RNA, 2099 nt
Organism: Lolium rigidum
Lineage: Eukaryota; Viridiplantae; Streptophyta; Magnoliopsida; Poales; Poaceae
Exons: 9
Coding region: 855-1712 (285 amino acids)
Source: RefSeq, a predicted model, not a curated record